AUGCCCGCCGUUUCUGUCCCCUCCACCCUCAACUCCUUCACGGAGACUUGGUCCCCGCGCCUCAUCGCCUCCGUCAACGGUCAACACGUCAAAAUCGCCAAAUGCGACGGCGCCUUCAUCUUCCACUCCCACCCGGACUCGGAGGAGCUUUUCUACCUGCUCUCCGGCCGACUGACAAUGGAAAUCGAGGGCGACGCGGAUAAUGUGGUCAUGUCGCCGGGAGAUGUCUACGUCGUGCCGAGGGGCGUGCGGCACCGGCCCGUUUGUGAGAAUGCGGAGAUUAUGAUGGUGGAGAAGGCCGGAACGGUGAAUACGGGAGACGCGCCGGCGGGAGAGAGGACGAGGGUGCCAGUUAAUGUCACACAGCAAUCAUGA
This is a messenger RNA of Emericellopsis cladophorae, 375 nucleotides long. Its product is annotated as cupin 2 conserved barrel domain-containing protein. Bases 1 to 375 code for a protein of 124 amino acids. The record is from RefSeq and is a predicted model, not a curated record. Gene Ontology annotation, molecular function: manganese ion binding. NCBI's taxonomy places the organism in Eukaryota, Fungi, Ascomycota, Sordariomycetes, Hypocreales, Bionectriaceae. The transcript has a single exon.